CCUCGCGUCCCGUGCGCGCCCACCAGGCGCCGCGCCCGCUCGCGGCGGGGACCCGGCCGGUGCGCGGCAGACCUCCGGCCCCGCGGCGGCGCCUCUCGCUGCCCGCUCCGUGCCGGGCCCGGCGGGCGGCGCUGCCCGCUCCGGGGCGAUGCGCUGAGCGCGCCGAGGGCCGAGCUCUGGGACGACGGCGGCGGGUGGAGCCGAGCCCAUGGAGCCGGCGGGUACCCGGCGGAGCCGGCGGACGCCGCCGCCGCUGCUGUUGCUGCCGCUGCUCGUGCAGGUGGCGGGGCCGGCGGGCGCCCUGGCCGAGACCCUGCUGGACGCGCCGCGGGCCAUGGGCACCAGCUCCAUCCCGCCCAGCCCCGCGAGCGUGGUGGCUCCGGGCACGACGCCGUUCGAGGAGAGCCGACUGCCCGUGUUCACCCUGGAUUACCCCCACGUGCAGAUCCCCUUCGAGAUCACCCUGUGGAUCCUGCUGGCCUCCCUGGCCAAGAUCGGCUUCCAUCUGUAUCACAAGUUACCCACCAUAGUACCUGAGAGCUGCCUCCUCAUCAUGGUUGGACUUCUGCUGGGUGGGAUUAUUUUUGGAGUGGAUGAGAAAUCCCCCCCGGCCAUGAAGACGGAUGUGUUUUUCCUGUACCUCCUCCCCCCGAUCGUGCUGGAUGCGGGCUAUUUCAUGCCCACCCGCCCGUUCUUCGAGAACAUCGGGACCAUCUUCUGGUACGCCGUGGUCGGAACGCUUUGGAAUUCCAUUGGCAUCGGGGUGUCUCUGUUUGGCAUCUGCCAGAUCGAAGCCUUCGGCCUGACUGACAUCACUUUGCUCCAGAACCUGCUCUUCGGCAGCUUAAUCUCGGCCGUGGACCCCGUGGCCGUGCUCGCCGUCUUCGAGAAUAUCCACGUCAACGAGCAGCUCUACAUCCUGGUCUUUGGGGAGUCCCUGCUGAAUGAUGCCGUGACAGUGGUCUUGUACAACCUUUUCAAGUCUUUCUGUCAGAUGAAGACCAUCGAGACCAUCGACGUGUUUGCCGGAAUCGCCAACUUCUUCGUCGUGGGGGUUGGCGGGGUGCUGAUCGGCGUCUUCCUGGGCUUCAUCGCGGCGUUCACCACUCGCUUCACACACAACAUCCGCGUGAUCGAGCCGCUCUUCGUCUUCCUGUACAGCUACUUGUCCUACAUCACAGCCGAGAUGUUCCACCUGUCAGGCAUUAUGGCAAUCAUAGCCUGUGCCAUGACCAUGAAUAAGUACGUGGAAGAAAACGUGUCUCAGAAAUCCUACACGACCAUCAAGUAUUUCAUGAAGAUGCUAAGCAGCGUCAGCGAGACCCUGAUCUUCAUCUUCAUGGGCGUGUCCACCGUCGGGAAGAACCACGAGUGGAACUGGGCCUUCGUCUGCUUCACCCUGGCCUUCUGCCUGAUCUGGAGGGCGCUGGGUGUCUUUGUCCUGACUCAGAUCAUUAACUGGUUCCGGACGAUCCCCCUGACCUUCAAGGACCAGUUCAUCAUUGCCUACGGUGGGCUCCGCGGGGCCAUCUGCUUCGCGCUGGUGUUCCUCCUUCCUGCCGCCGUGUUCCCCCGGAAAAACCUGUUCAUCACGGCGGCAAUAGUGGUCAUAUUUUUCACUGUCUUCAUCCUGGGAAUAACUAUCCGACCGCUGGUGGAGUUCCUUGAUGUUAAGAGGUCCAAUAAGAAACAGCAAGCAGUCAGUGAGGAAAUCCAUUGUCGGUUUUUUGAUCACGUGAAGACCGGGAUUGAAGAUGUUUGUGGACACUGGGGUCACAACUUUUGGAGAGACAAGUUUAAGAAGUUUGAUGACAAGUACCUGCGGAGGCUUCUGAUUCGGGAGAACCAACCCAAGUCAAGCAUUGUGUCUUUAUAUAAAAAGCUUGAAAUAAAACACGCCAUUGAGAUGGCAGAGACGGGAAUGAUGAGUACUGUCCCUUCUUUUGCAUCUCUGAAUGACUGUCGUGAAGAAAAAAUAAGGAAGCUCACACCUGGUGAAAUGGAUGAAAUUCGAGAAAUAUUAUCAAGAAAUCUCUAUCAGAUCCGUCAGCGAACUUUGUCCUACAACCGACACAAUCUGACUGCCGACACGAGUGAGAGGCAAGCCAAGGAGAUCCUGAUCCGGCGAAGGCACAGCCUUCGGGAAAGCAUUCGGAAGGACAGCAGCUUGAAUCGGGAGCACAGGGUUUCCACCUCCACCUCCCGAUAUUUAUCCUUACCAAAAAACACAAAGCUUCCAGAAAAGCUACAAAAGAAAAAGAAUGUUUCUAAUGCAGGUGGCAACAGCAGCGACUCAGACCCAGACGGCGGGACCACCGUCCUCAACCUGCAGCCCCGAGCCAGGCGCUUCUUGCCGGAACAGUUCUCAAAGAAAGCCCCCCAGGCCUAUAAAAUGGAAUGGAAGAACGAGGUACACGCUGAUUCCGGGCAAGGGCAGCCCUGCAGCUCCCCAGCCGCCCACGGCAAAGAGGGGGGCCCCCAGGCCCCAGGCGUGCUCUGCCAGCCCCUCCUCUCCGAAGGCCACUUUGGCUCCGUGUGGGGCGACCCCAUGAACGAAGGCAUCCGACCCAAGGCGCCACCUAGGCUGGUCCGAAGGGCAUCGGAACCUGGAAACCGGAAAGGUCGAUUCGGGAGUGAGAAGCCUUAAUGGAAAUGGCCAAAGCGGACCUGGGGGGCCCGGCCCUGCCCAGCUGUGGCCGCUUACCCAGCAACCUGACACAGCAAGGGACUCCACUCCCAACCCUCUGUGCAUCUAAAUACUGUCCUUGGGUGGCAGAGCCAUGCCUUCGAUCCACGGGGCGGAUGCUUAUCCCAAGAAGAAGAAAAGCAAACAGGCAAAAGGCCCCUAAAAUGUCUCAUGUGACCUGUUGCUAGCAGUUGUAUUCUUUGCAAGCCUGAAGAAAAAAAAGCCACGUGUGCCUUUAUUGAACUUGAAGGACAGAACUUGAAAUUUUUAACACACCCUUGUUGGUGAAAGUUUUAAUAUAUACAUAUAUGCCUCAGAUUUUAUUUAUGAAAAAAAAAAACAUGUAUAUCUGUAAUUAGUUUUUCAGUGAACAGCACUAAAAAUACUCAGAAACACCUUCGCAUGGCAUCCAGGGCAGCUCCUAGAGGAUGGGGGUGGGCAUCAGCUCGGGGUGGAGGUGUUUCCCGGUCCUGAGCUGAUGCCAGCUGCUGGUUACGGAAAAGCACAGCACGGAGCUGGGACCCCCGAGCACGGCAACAGCCAGGGCAUCCGGGCGGAACCUCGUGGCCUGGCUCCCAGAGCGCAGCGCCUA
This is a messenger RNA of Kogia breviceps (pygmy sperm whale), 3278 nucleotides long. It is a transcript of the gene SLC9A2, whose product is annotated as solute carrier family 9 member A2. The record is from RefSeq and is a predicted model, not a curated record. Gene Ontology annotation, molecular function: potassium:proton antiporter activity; sodium:proton antiporter activity. Gene Ontology annotation, cellular component: plasma membrane. NCBI's taxonomy places the organism in Eukaryota, Metazoa, Chordata, Mammalia, Artiodactyla, Physeteridae. Gene Ontology annotation, biological process: proton transmembrane transport; regulation of intracellular pH; sodium ion import across plasma membrane.